Messenger RNA from Mauremys mutica (yellowpond turtle), 948 nucleotides. RefSeq names its product olfactory receptor 52E4-like. The record is from RefSeq and is a predicted model, not a curated record. Lineage: Eukaryota; Metazoa; Chordata; Testudines; Geoemydidae. Gene Ontology annotation, molecular function: G protein-coupled receptor activity; olfactory receptor activity. The transcript has a single exon. Gene Ontology annotation, cellular component: membrane. Bases 1 to 948 code for a protein of 315 amino acids. Gene Ontology annotation, biological process: G protein-coupled receptor signaling pathway.
AUGUCAGAUUCCAACACAACUGACUUCACCAACCCCUCCACCUUCAUCCUGAUGGGCAUUCCAGGCCUGGAGGCAGCCCAUGUCUGGAUCUCCAUCCCCUUCUGCGCCAUAUACAUCAUAGCCAUCUUGGGGAACUUCACCAUCCUGUUAAUAGUGAAGAGGGAGCCGAGCCUCCAUGGGCCCAUGUACUAUUUCCUCUGCAUGCUGGCUGUCAUUGACCUCAUCCUGAGCACAUCCACCCUGCCCAAAAUGUUGAACAUCUUCUGGUUCAAUUCCAGGGAGAUCGAUUUCAGUGCCUGCCUCACCCAGAUGUACUUCAUUCACUGCUUCUCAGGGAUGGAGACUGGGAUCCUCGUAGCCAUGGCUUUGGAUCGCUACGUGGCCAUCUGCCAUCCCCUGAGACAUUCCACCAUCCUGACCAACCCUGUGGUGGCCAAGAUCGGCCUGGCCGUGGUGCUGCGCGUUGGAAUGGUCAUACUGCCAUAUCUCCUCCUGGCGAGGCAAUGGCCAUAUUGCAGGACCAACAUCAUCCCCCAGCCGUUCUGCAUGCAUAUAGCCUUGGUCAAGCUGUCCUGUGCUGACACCCUUGCUAGCAGUUACUACGGCCUCUUUGUGCUUUUCUGUGUGAUGGGUCUGGAUGCUAUUUUUAUCACCAUCUCCUAUAUCCAGAUCCUCAGGGUCAUCUUCAGGCUCCCCACAAAGGAUGCCCCGCUCAAGACUUUUGGGACCUGCGGCUCCCACCUCUGUGUCAUCUUAGCCUCUUACAUCCCAGGGCUCUUCAUCUCCCUCAUGUACCGGUUUAGCCAGAAUGUGCCUGGACAUUUCCACAUUCUCAUUGCCAGCGUGUAUGUCUUUAUGUCCCCCAUGCUAAACCCCAUCAUCUAUGGGGCGAGGACCAAAAAGAUCCGGGACAGGCUACUCUGGCUCUUUACUCAUAAAGAGCCCUAA